Zootoca vivipara (common lizard) is the source of this 4446-nucleotide messenger RNA. NCBI's taxonomy places the organism in Eukaryota, Metazoa, Chordata, Lepidosauria, Squamata, Lacertidae. The record is from RefSeq and is a predicted model, not a curated record.
AGAAAGAGGUUUAGAAACUGCAAAGGCGAACGGGGAUGGGUUGCUGUACCUCGCUCCGGCCUGUGGAGUUAAAACGCUAAGGUAAGAAUCUCUUUGGCGGCGUAUUCCUCCGCUCUCUCGCAAGGCGGUCUUCGUCCAGCCUGCCGUGUCCCUCCGCCGCUUUUGGAGCACACAAGCAGGAGGCGCUUCUUCUGGCUGUGCGAGGAAAACAGGGGGUCUGGAAGGAAGACAAAAGACUUCAGCGCGCAGCGAGGAUUUGCCUCAGUGGGUCUGGCUCGGGGCGCCCGGUGUUUCUCGCGGAAGGAAGGACCGUGCCUGGGUUUGUUGUUGCUGCGCCGCAGGGUCGUCGUGAGGGGACUCGAGGACUUUUUCUCUCGGGGCCUGGCGGAUGGAUCUCUAGGUAGCUUUCCCAGAUAUCGUUCGCCUUCGUCGCCGCCAUCUUGGAUUUUAAUCCGCCAUUUUUCCCCUUGGAAUUAUUAUUUUUAUAUAUAUAGAUGAUUAUUUUUUUUCGCCUCUGGCCGAGAUUCUGGACGGCGGCGGCGGAGGCUUUGUGGACCUGCGGGGCCGCGGCUGGCGAAGAGGACUGCAGUGCCCAGGGGCAGCUAGGAGGAAGCUGAACUACAAUUAACAUCUUAAAGCCUUUGGAAGAAGGACUAAAUGCAACGGGGACAAAUUGCCUGUGGGAAUGAAGUGGCUGGGAGAAUCCAAGAACAUGGUGGUGAAUGGCCGGAGAAAUGGAAGCAGAUUAUCUAAUGAUCACCAUCAGAACCAGUCCAAAUUGCAGCACCCUGGAAAGGAAAAUCCAAAGACUGGCAAAAAUGGCGUUGAGAGACGGUCAAGCAGAUGUAUUGGUGGUUCGGGAUUUGAGGGCCAAAGUCGCUACGUGCCUUCCUCUGGAAUGUCUGCCAAGGAGCUGUGUGAGAACGAUGACCUAGCAACUAGUUUGGUUCUUGAUCCAUAUUUAGGUUUUCAAACACAUAAAAUGAACACUAGAUUUCGACCAAUAAAAGGAAGGCAGGAGGAAUUGAAAGAGGUGAUUGAGCGUUUUAAAAAAGAUGAGCACUUGGAAAAAGCCUUCAAGUCCUUGACAUCAGGUGACUGGGCCCGGCACUAUUUUCUUAACAAGAACAAAAUGCAGGAAAGGUUGUUCAAGGAACAUGUAUUUAUUUAUUUACGAAUGUUUGCAACUGACAGUGGAUUUGAAAUAUUGCCAUGCAAUCGGUAUUCAUCAGAGCAAAAUGGAGCCAAAAUAGUCGCAACAAAAGAGUGGAAACGAAAUGACAAAAUAGAGUUAUUGGUGGGUUGUAUUGCUGAACUCUCUGAAUUAGAAGAGAACAUGCUGCUCAGACAUGGAGAGAAUGACUUCAGCGUCAUGUACUCAACACGGAAGAAUUGUGCUCAACUGUGGCUUGGUCCAGCUGCAUUCAUCAAUCAUGAUUGCAGACCCAACUGUAAGUUUGUGUCAACUGGCCGGGAUACAGCAUGUGUGAAAGCUCUGCGAGAUAUUGAACCUGGAGAAGAAAUUUCUUGUUACUACGGGGAUGGGUUUUUUGGAGAAAAUAAUGAAUUCUGUGAAUGCUACACAUGUGAAAGACGUGGAACUGGUGCUUUUAAAUCAAGAGUGGGACUGCCUGCGCCUGCUCCUGUAAUCAAUAGCAAAUACGGACUCAGAGAAACAGAUAAACGUUUAAACAGGCUUAAAAAGUUGGGUGACAGCAGCAAAAAUUCAGACAGCCAGUCUGUCAGCUCUAACACUGAUGCAGAUACCACUCAGGAAAAAGCUAAUGCAGCUAACCGCAAAUCUAUUGGUGUAAAAAAGAGCAGUAAGAGUAGAACAUUAACAAGGCAGUCUAUUUCAAGAAUUCCAGCUUCAUCAAAUUCUACCUCAUCCAGACUAACUCAUCUAAAUAAUUCCAGGGUACCAAAGAGAUUGAAAAAGCCUGCAAAGCCUUUACUUUCAAAGAUAAAAUUACGAAACCAGUGCAAAAGGCCAGAGCAGAAACAUGCAUCUCGAAAACUCGAAAUGGGAAACUUGGUUCUGAAAGAGCCUAAAAUCGUCUUGUAUAAAAACUUGCCCAUUAAGAAAGAAAAAGACACAGAGGGACCAGUAAAAGUUGCCGUCUCUGGUGGCUGCUUAACGAGGCAUGCAGCACGAGAAUAUAAACUAAAUUCAGUGAAAGGUGCUCAUGAACCUGGGGAGAUAUCACCCUGUACGUAUAUAACAAGGAGGUCGAUGAGAACACGAAUGAAUCUGAAGGAGACCUCUGACUUAAAGCUUGAACCAAAUAUGCUGAAUAGCUAUAAAAACAAUUUGACUGGCGUGAGAACCGAUAGCUUGGAGCAGCAGUCUCUUGUGAUGCACGAGAGUGAGCAGGCUCAUGGGACAUCACACAAGCGGGAGGGUAGGUGUCAGAAGAGUGACAGGGUUGUGGCCAAAAAGAAAUCCCGACAAGGAAAACUGGUGAAGCCAUCUUUGAAAACGGAGGAAACUGAUGCUGCACACAACUUGUCUGGCAAGGACAAAGUGCCAGAUUUGAUCAGUUCACAUUCUGACCUAGGAGAGAUAAACAAUGUAGUGGAUUCAGCCAUUGGCUACAAAGACUGCAUCCCUUCCUCCGGUGGCUGCUCCAUUGUGACUUCGGACACUUUCAAAGUAAAGGACCGUUUUAGAACUGCAAAAAGCAAAAAGAAAAGGCGAAUCACAAGGUAUGAUGCACAACUAAUCCUUGAAAACAGCUCUGGGAUUCCCAAACUGACCCUUCGGAGGCGGCAUGAUAGCAACAGCAAGACAAACGACCAAGAAGAUGAUGGCAUGAGUUCUUCAAAAAUAAGCAUCAAACUUAGUAAAGACCAUGAAAAAGAUAAUAAUCUAUAUGUAGCAAAGCUUAAUAAUGGGUUUAACUCAGGAUCAAGUAGUAGUUCAACAAAAUUAAAAAUACAGCUAAAGCGAGAAGAAGAAAACAGGGGAACAUAUUCUGAUGACCUCCAUGAGAACGGGGUAUGUUGUAGUGAUACUCUUUCUCUGCUAGAGUCACGAAUGGAAGUGGAUGAUUAUAGUCAAUAUGAAGAAGAAACUGUAGAUGAUUCUUCAUCUGCAGAGGAAGAGGAGGAGGAAGAGGAUGAGUAUGAUGAUGAUUUUGAAGAUGAUUUUAUUCCUCUGCCUCCAGCUAAGCGAUUAAGGCUUAUAGUCGGCAAGGAUUCAAUAGAUAUUGACAUUUCUUCCAGGAGACGAGAAGAUCAGUCUUUAAGGCUCAAUGCAUAAGCUUACAGGUCUUAAACUGAACAGGAUGUCCAUUUUUUAAAAAAAACAAAAUUCCAAUUAAUUAUUCCUCAACUGAUGAACUUUCUGAAAAUGUUAGUGGAAGCACUUCUUUAAUGUUUAUUCACUUAUAUCAACAUAAUAUUGUAGAAAGUGUACAGCAUACUGACUCCUUAAGUCAUUUGUGCAGAUUUUUAUUGUACUUUUUAAUAGCCUUCUUAUGUGCAAUUCUAAGUUAGAAAAAUGCUCUAUUGUAAAAUAAAGGCUCAAGCAAAAUUACAAAAAUGCCAUCAAAUGUUUCCAUGCAGGUUAAUUAAAUCACAAUAAUGUGGCUUCACAAUUAUUUUUAAUCCGUGAGAGCAUUAUUUUGCUCUUACAUCUGACUAAACAAUCUUUAAAAAAAUCAUAGUAGCAGCCUAUUUAAGGUUUUCUAGUAUGUUAAUAUCACCAGCAAUGAACUAAAGCUUUUCAGUUUAUUUGCUAGAUGUUUUCCCCCUUGGAGUUUGUCAGUUUUAACACUGUAUGCUGUCCCCAGACGUACUGUUUGUGGCCUUUGUUAUAGUAGCAAACCGUUGGUUUGAAGUCAAAUUGAUUUCUUUAAAAAAAAAAGGUGUUGACAGUUUGCUGACUUUUAGUACAUUAUAUGUACAAAAGUAGCAGUAUGCAGAAUACCAAGUUUGGAUAUGGUGUAUUUAUUUCUUGUUAUGUAAAUUAAAACACCUUGUAUUUAACACUUUUUCGAUACUUUUAGAUAAAAUUGUUCUUUGCAAGAAUGAUUGGUGCUUAUUUUUUCAAGAACUUGCUGUGAAACAAUGUGAUUACAACAGGCAACAUUUAUCCAAUGAACUGCAGCUAUCUGAAUUGGAUCCUCAUAGUUUUCUGUUGCACUUGUAAAAUGCUACAAGGAAUUUAAAGAAACCUAUUCACUUUAACUUAUGAUAGUUUUAUGAAAUUUAAAAGAAAAACCUAAGUCACAGCUUUUGUUCUGUGGUGAUCUAUAAAAAUGUUUGUCUUUUGAGAUCCAGUGUAAAGGACUGAAAAAAUGUAUAUGUUGUAAAUAUUUGUGUGUUGUGAGAAAUUUUGUCAUAAAAAUUGAUAACUUACAGAAGGGUUUUUAAGUUUAGAAAAACAUUCAUGCCAAUAAAUAGGAAAUUAUAAACCUAGUUUUAAAUCAUUGAUAUUUUUUU